AAGAAGAAGAAAGAGGAACAACAAGUUUCACAGCGUGCACAGUGAGGAAAUAAUUAUUCCCUUUUAGAAAAUACUAUUUAAAAAAUCUAAAUAAGACCACCAUGUUACUUACAAGCAUGUUCAGUUUGGAGACUUUAGAGAGUCAGUUAUCUGCUGUAAUGGAGACUCUGGUGAAAGGGGCGGUGGCGGAGCUCAGCACACUUCUGGACCAGUACCAGUGCUCGGCUAACGCCAAGGCUAUGGCCGCUAAGCAGCGCUCGGUUCCGGCUACGGUAACGUUAACUCCCAUGAAGACCGAAGAGGAGGAGAGCGAAGUGACUCCACCGGAGGAGAGGCGACAAUUGAAUAAAGCUAUAACGAAGCAGUUUGCAUCCCUCAUGGAAGCGUGGGCCAAAGGUGCAGUAGAGAAAAUACUGAUAAUGCUGAAGGCGUCUAUGUGUGAGGCGGAGGAUGGUCCUGCUGCCUCGAGUGACAAGACGAAACCGACGAGCAUGAAGACAAGAUCAGGGCGAGUGGCCGGGCCCCAAAAGCAAUCAGCGACCAGGAGCUCACGACAGAAGAAAAAGAAAAUGAAGGGAGGACUGGAAGCAGCAAUAAGAAAGGAGAAUGACCAUAUGUAUUACCGAGAGGAGCAACAGACGGCACUAACGGCAGCAGCAGCUGACUCAGAGUCAGCCAUCAAAGCUGUUUCAGCUGAUGCAGCCCCACCUGAGACUAGCUCUGGAUCUCAGCCUGAAGCUACGCUAACAGAGCCCGUCUCAGAGCUGGCCUCUGAUGUAAGCAGGGAAGGUGUCGUCCAGGAGGAUGGCGGCACUUCAUCUACCACAUCCAAGAUCAAAAAGAAGAAGACCACCACAGGGCCAUUCAAAUGUCCUUCUUGUGACAAAUCAUUUGCUCUCAAGUGUUUGAUGGACAGACACUAUCGGACUCACUCCAAACCUCACCUUUGCUCUGAGUGUGGCAAACGUUUUUCUGGACUCCAGGGGCUCAUCGCACAUUCAAGACGUCACACCGGAGAGAAGCUUUACAAAUGCUCAGACUGCGGGACGGAGUUUGCCUACAAGUAUACCCUCGACAGACACAUGCGUCGGCACAGCAUGAAGAAACCGAUCACCCACACGUGCGCUCUGUGCGAGGAUCAGUUCACCGGGCUGUUGGCGCUUCAGCGGCACAGGUGUUGUGCCUUAAAAAAGACGUUUGUGUGCUCACUUUGCCCGGAGACUUUUGAGUGCAGACAGAGUUUGGCCGAUCACGAGAAUCUACAUUCAGGAAACAGAGAUUUCGUCUGCGAAAUGUGCGGCGAGUGUUUCUUCUCGUCCUCGUCCUUGGCCACUCACCGGGUGACUCACAUGCAAAAGGAAAACUGCUGCGACGUGCUCGGCCUCGGAUGCAGCGACCUGAGUGUCCUCAAAAACCACCUGAGCAAACACACGGGAGAAAAACUUUUCAACUGCAAGGUUUGCGGCAAAGGUUGUAGUCACCUGAGCGCUCUGAAGCACCACAUGCUGACCCACACGGGAGAGAGGCCGUACGUCUGCGAGACCUGCGGCAAGCGCUGCGGCCACGCCAGCGCGCUUCAGAACCACAUGAGGAUCCACACCGGGAAGAAACCGGGGCAGCAGCCAGUCUGCAACGUGUGCGGCAAGAAAUUCCGCUGCAUGGUCAAUCUCAAAUACCACAUGAGCAUCCACACGGGGGAGAAGCCUUACGCCUGCAAUCAGUGUGAUAAAAAGUUCAGCAACCCCAGCAAUCUCAAGUUACACGCGAUGACUCACUCGGGGGAGAAGAUGUACGGCUGCAACAUCUGCGGCCGGAGGUUCACUCAGUCCAGCAGCCUAAAGCUGCACAGACAGAUCCACACAGGAGAAAGGCCGUAUCGCUGCUCGGUCUGCGGGAAAGGAUUCACACACAACAGGGACUUCAAGAAACAUCAGAGUGAUCACCAGCCAGACGGAGAUGGACAGUCUGAAAAAACUGCAGUAAAAAUCUAAAACAUUUCACCGUUGUACGCACACUCCCUGUACCUGACGAUAAAUACUGUGAGAUGAUAGAGACUUGUCCAGCGUCAAAGAUCUUUAAGUCCUGUUAUACAGAGUUAAUAACUGCGGCUGCAUUAGGCCAUUGCAGGUUUCAUUGCAAGUAUAACAUAACAGUUUCUUAAUCGAGUUUCCAGAAAAAAGUUCUACAUCGUGACUUAAACUUGCAAACACUACAUGGCCAAAUUCUGUAGACACACCCACAUGUGCUUGUUGAGCACUUAAUUCCAAAACCAGGAAAAUUAACGGCUGUUCUAACUUUCCAUCAGGGUUUGGAACCUGGCUCACAGCUUUAUGGACCCAGAGGUGUUAGAUGGGGUUGAGGUGCGGGGGGGGGGCAUUGUCAUCCUAAAACAGUCUUCCCCAAACUGUUACUGUUACGCCCACUCCUAACUGGAGUCUUGCAUUAUUGUGAAGAAUUGAGAACUUUAUUGUUCCAGAAAAUGACACAGACAAGCAAUGUAGCUUUCCCCGGACUGCCUACAACAUAUGAAUAAAGUACCCAGUGUGUUCAAAUGGACUUCUCAGAA
Molecule: messenger RNA, 2566 nt
Organism: Dicentrarchus labrax (European seabass)
Lineage: Eukaryota; Metazoa; Chordata; Actinopteri; Moronidae
Product: oocyte zinc finger protein XlCOF6
Exons: 5
Coding region: 102-1991 (629 amino acids)
Biological process (GO): regulation of transcription by RNA polymerase II
Cellular component (GO): nucleus
Molecular function (GO): DNA-binding transcription factor activity, RNA polymerase II-specific; RNA polymerase II transcription regulatory region sequence-specific DNA binding
Source: RefSeq, a predicted model, not a curated record